AUGAAUUUCACCCAGCACCGUGGGACACUCCAGCCUCUCCAUUUCUGGAACCACAGCUACGGACUGCACGGAGGUGGCAGCGAGCCCAAUGCAAAAGGCCACUCCUCGGGAGGCUGCUACGAGCAACUCUUUGUAUCUCCUGAAGUGUUUGUGACUCUGGGCAUCAUCAGCUUGCUGGAGAACGUCUUGGUCAUUGUGGCAAUAGCCAAGAACAAGAACCUCCAUUCACCCAUGUACUUCUUCAUCUGUAGCUUGGCAGUGGCUGACAUGCUAGUGAGUGUAUCUAAUGGAUCAGAAACUAUUGUCAUCACGCUGCUAAACAAUACAGAUACAGACGCACAGAGCUUUACCAUAAACAUUGACAAUGUCAUUGACUCAGUGAUUUGCAGUUCCUUGCUUGCAUCAAUUUGCAGUCUCCUUUCAAUAGCAGUGGACAGGUACUUUACUAUCUUUUAUGCCCUCCAGUACCAUAAUAUCAUGACGGUGAAGCGCGUAGGGGUCAUCAUCACAUGCAUCUGGGCUGCUUGCACAGUCUCAGGCAUUUUGUUCAUCAUUUACUCUGACAGCAGUGUUGUCAUCAUCUGCCUUAUUAGCAUGUUCUUCACUAUGCUCAUUCUCAUGGCAUCCCUCUAUGUCCACAUGUUCAUGAUGGCUCGGAUGCAUAUCAAAAAGAUUGCUGUUCUUCCAGGGACUGGCCCUAUUCGUCAAGGGGCCAACAUGAAAGGGGCCAUCACUCUCACCAUCCUGAUUGGAGUUUUUGUUGUGUGCUGGGCUCCAUUUUUCCUGCACCUGAUUUUCUACAUCUCCUGCCCCUACAACCCUUACUGUGUGUGCUUCAUGUCCCACUUUAACUUCUACCUCAUCCUCAUCAUGUGCAAUUCAAUCAUUGAUCCACUCAUCUAUGCAUUCCGGAGUCAGGAGCUCAGGAAAACAUUCAAGGAGAUUAUAUGCUGCUGUAGCCUGAGAGGGCUUUGUGAUCUGCCUGGCAAAUAUUAA
Molecule: messenger RNA, 996 nt
Organism: Grus americana (Whooping crane)
Lineage: Eukaryota; Metazoa; Chordata; Aves; Gruiformes; Gruidae
Gene: MC4R
Product: melanocortin 4 receptor
Exons: 1
Coding region: 1-996 (331 amino acids)
Biological process (GO): G protein-coupled receptor signaling pathway
Cellular component (GO): membrane
Molecular function (GO): melanocyte-stimulating hormone receptor activity
Source: RefSeq, a predicted model, not a curated record